Drosophila arizonae is the source of this 4161-nucleotide messenger RNA. RefSeq lists its product as uncharacterized. The record is from RefSeq and is a predicted model, not a curated record. NCBI's taxonomy places the organism in Eukaryota, Metazoa, Arthropoda, Insecta, Diptera, Drosophilidae.
CUUGUGCUCUGAGUAUUAUAUGGAGCACAGUUUGAUUCAGGAAAGCAGUGCGAUCAGUUCAACCCGCAAUGGGCAUAUAAUAGCUGGUCAACUUAUUCAACCGGAAAUGGCUUGGCUUAGCGAUAGAUCCGCCGGACAGAAGACUUGGAAAAUUUGCAUUAUAUGUGGCAUAUUUCUACUCAUUUUUGUCUAUACUUUCACAACUUCCCCAACACUGAGCUCUAUAGGGACAGAUUUGACUGACAACUUAUACGAUGAUUAUAUUGCAUACGCAGAAGAAAAUGCAUUUCAUGCGGGCAAUAUCAUUUUGACUUCGGCUUCACCGCAGCUAGGGCCCUUACAAAACUCUUCCGAGACGUUGGGUCCCAACAUCUUGGAUAACUAUUUUGUGUACACCUCACGAUGUCGUAUGCCCGCUAUAAAUCCAUUUGCAAGAGAUGCGCUGAGAAUAUUUGAAAAUUCAACCUAUUCCUCUUGCGAUAAAACAAAGGCUCUAAUAUCUGUGAGUUACAAUGAGACGGAUCGACGAUAUAAGCUGCACAUGAAUGUAGCAGACAUCAGAUGCUGCUAUAAAAAGAUUCUGCGCGACGGAAAUGGUGCGGAGGCGGACAACAAGUUCAAAUUGUGGUCAUGUAAAUAUUUCCAACAGGACUUUGUCCUUCCCCAGGAUAUGGAUGCCAUUAUCACCGAGUGUCGUCGUCUGAAGGACAAAAAGCUGCUGCAACAGGAUGCCUUUAGCUUUGUGCAACCAGCCAAACAUGUGGCCAAUCGAACAGCUCCAAUUGCCUUAAAUAUUAGUCAAUCAACGCCAGCAGAAAGCAGGCCAAGUGUCCUGCUUUGGGGCAUUGAUUCCAUGUCGAGAAUGAACUUCCAGCGGACUAUGCCUCAGAUGUACAAAUUUUUGCGAGGAGAGAAUUGGCAUGAGCUGCGAGGAUACAAUAAGAUGGGAGACAACACAUAUCCCAACUUAAUGGCCAUUUUGACAGGAUUCAAUAACUCCCGCUCCAUGUCUGUCUGCCGGCCAAAGGCUGUCGCUGGCAUGGAUGCUUGUCCUUUACUCUGGAAGGACUACAAGCAGUUGGGAUAUAUUACAGCYUACGCCGAGGAUUGGGGCCGGUUUGCCACCUUCAACUACAAUAAGAAGGGUUUCGUCAAACCACCAACAGAUUACUAUCCACGACCUCUUGUGCUGGCCAUCGAGAAGGAACUCAAGAAGGCAUUGGUAUCCAAUGUUCCCUACUGCGUGGGUCGUAGACAUUAUGCGGAGUAUAUCUACGAUUAUGCAAUACAAUUCACGAAAGUCCACAAAAAUGAAUCCACCUUUGGCAUGUUCUGGACAAAUUCUUUUAGUCAUAAUAAUUUUUCCUUGCCCUCMUCCAUGGAUGUUAAGAUGCUUGAAUAUAUGCACUCAUUGCAAAGAGUUGGCAUCUUUGAAAAGUCCAUUGUGAUAUUUUUCAGUGAUCACGGCAUGCGGUUUGGUCCACUGCGUAACCUGCAUAGUGGGUUUCUGGAGGAGCGUAUGCCAAUAUUUUAUAUAUGGCUUCCGAAUUGGUUUAGGGCAAAAUAUCCAGAGUUUGUGCAUAGCUUGCAGCUGAAUAGAAAUCGUUUGACUUCUCCGUACGACAUUCACGCCACAUUGAAGCACAUUUUGCAGCUGGAGACACCGCUGGCGGACUUGCCACGACCCGAAGCAUGCCYCACUUGCCAUAGCAUCUUCUACGAAGUAGCUGAAUCGAGAGAUUGYUCAGAUGCGGGGAUUGAGGACCAUUGGUGCACCUGCCAUGCGUUAUAUAAUGCUUCAGACAAUGUGAUAAAUAAAAUCGAAAUUUCUUAUCAACUUAUUUCUGCUACAAAUGCCUAUCUGCACGCCAACAACUUGACGGAUAUUUGUCAAACCCUGAAGCUUUCAUAUAUUGAGUCGGUGAAAAGGAAAACAUCUGUGGAGCCAAUGGAAUUUGAGUCUUACCUGGUCAGGUAUGAGGCCAAACCUGAGAAUGCUGUCUUUGAGGCUUCAGCGAACUGGGACAACAAGACGAAAUUGAUCUCAGUAAACGUGCCUGACAUAAGUCGAUUGGACGCCUACAGUGAACUAUCCAAGUGCGUAGACGAUAAGCCCGCCAUGAGAAACUUCUUUGUGGACACCUCAAAGUGUCGGAUGCCAGCCCCUGAUCCCUUUACGCCUGAUGUUUUAAUGAUAUACAGAGAAGUACCAUACAAGCAGUGCGAGUCCGGUAAGGAUCUCAUCAAGGUGAAUUUUAAGGACGGCAUCUACAGUCUGCAUAUGAGCGAGGCGAAUUUAACGUGUUGUUAUAAACAGAUCCUGCGCUCCGGAGUUGGCGCUAAUGCAGAUAUGGAGUACAACUUGCUGCCAUGUAGUAAUUUUCAUCAAGAUUUUGAUGUUCCACGUCAUGUAGAUGCCAUCAUCACCGAGUGCCGUCGACUAAUCGAUAAAAAGCUGUUGCAACAAGAUGCUUUCAGCUUUGUGCAACCAGCUAAACRUGCAGACAAUCUAACAGCUAUGAAUGAUUCAAGCUCAGGUGAAUCGACUAAGGGGAGACCAAGUGUUCUACUGUGGGGCAUUGAUUCAUUGUCGAGGAUGAACUUCCAGCGGACUAUGCCGUUGAUGUUCAAGUAUCUCAAAGAAGAGAAUUGGUUCGAGCUGCAGGGCUAUAACAAGAUGGCAGAUAACACAUUUCCCAAUUUAAUGGCGCUUCUGACUGGCUUGAACAGCUCAGGCUCCAUUUCCGUCUGUCAGCCAAUGAAUGUGGGCGGCCUGGAUGCUUGCCCAAUGCUCUGGAAAGAAUACAAAAGUAAGGGCUAUAUCACUGCCUAUGGGGAGGACUGGAGUAAAUAUUCUACGUUUGACUAUAUGUUUAAGGGUUUUAAAGAUCCUCCGACGGACUACUAUGCACGUCCCUUAAUCUUGGCCGUUGAGAAAGAGCUAAAGAAGAAAUACGACACGGCUUUACCAUACUGUGUGGGGCGUCGUCAUUUUGCGGAGUACAUUUAUGAUUUUGCCUUACAGUUUACGGAAUUUUACAAAAAUCGGUCCACAUUUGGCAUGUUCUGGACAAACACAUUUAGUCAUAAUAAUUUUGCCUUGCCCUCUUCCAUGGAUGCCAAAAUCAUUGAAUACAUGCGCUCAUUGCAAGGAAGUGGUGCAUUUGACGAGUCCAUUAUUUUGUUCUUUAGCGAUCAUGGUAUGCGUUUUGGUAAGCUGCGCGGAUUGGAGAGUGGAUUUCUGGAGGAACGGAUGCCCAUUAUGUAUAUUUGGCUGCCGCAUUGGCUAAGACAAAAAUAUCCAGAGUUUGUGCAUAAUUUACAGCUAAAUAGGAAUCGUUUAACCUCACCAUACGAUAUCUAUGCCACUUUGAAGCAUAUUCUAGAGCUGGAAACACCGCUGGCAGUUUUGCCACGACCUGAAGGUUGUCCCAACUGUCAUAGUCUGUUCUAUGAGCUAGAUGAAUCAAGAGAUUGCUCAGGUGCUGGCAUUGAUGAGCAUUGGUGUACUUGUGUGGAGUUCGAAAAUGUUCCGAAAACUAAUGCAAAAGCUAAAUUAAUUGCCCAACAGUUGGUAGAAGCAACGAAUAAUUACUUGGCAGCUAAGAAGUUAGUUGGUAUUUGUCAUAUCCAGAGACUAAGUAAUAUUGAGUCCGUGCAAAAGAAAAUUUUGACGCACUCAAGGCAAUCCAACUCUUACCUGGUCCGAUAUGAAACGGAACCAGCAAAGGCACUCUUUGAAGCAACGGUCCAGUGGUACGACAUAAGCCAGAAUAUCACUAUUUCUGUGCCCAGCAUCAGCCGAAUGACGUCUUACAAUGAACACUCCAAGUGUAUAAAUGACAAAGUGGCCAAAAAGUUCUGCAUCUGUGCGAACCAAGGCAGUUGACUCAAUCAAUUCCGGCUGCCGAAGUGGUUGGAGUACCGCAUAACCACAGACACAAAUGUAAUUGCCCUAGAAAAGAUGCAUCUGCAUUCCUUCGUGUACUCGAAAUCACUAUAUGUAGCAGCAACUCAAUUUUGCGAGCAUUGUUGCCAAUGCCUAUCGCCAGUUCCGAUCUCACCCCAGAAUCUAUCAGGCAAAUUAGUUUACAAUUAUAUGACAAUUGCAAGAGACAAUUGCGGCCAUAUCAGCGAUCGGAGUACAGCUGUUUCAUCAAU